This is a messenger RNA of Rotaria sp. Silwood2, 678 nucleotides long. NCBI's taxonomy places the organism in Eukaryota, Metazoa, Rotifera, Eurotatoria, Philodinida, Philodinidae. The record is from the annotation of a GenBank genome assembly.
AUGCUUCAGUCGCUACUAGACGAACAUGGAUUUUUGACGGGUAAACGUGUGCUCGAUUUGGCAUGUGGCCAUGGUUUGUAUACACGCCAAUUAAAAGAAUUAAAUUGUGAUUAUAUUCUUGGUGUAGACAUUAGUUCAGAAAUUAUUAAACUCGCUAGAAAUGCGGAACUUCAAGAUCCGAAAGGCAUAGAAUACCAGAUUGUCGAUGCUAAACAGCUGCCACCUCCGGAAAAGCCAUUCGAUUUGGUUACCGCUUUUUAUCUGCUCUGCUAUGCCUGUACACGAGAUGAGCUUCUCGAGAUGGCACGUACGAUCUAUGCACAACUUGGUGAAGGCAAAAAGUUUCUCGGUUUUACAACCAAUAUUAUGACUUACAACGAAAACUAUGACAAGCGAAAAUAUGGGAUUAGUCGGGAGAUUAAUGUUCCAUUAGAUGGAAGACCAAUACCAGAUGGAACGAAAGUCUUCAUUACACUUUACAAUAAUAAAAACGAACAAAUAUGUACAUUUACGAAUUAUCAUUUUUCACCAAUGACUUAUGAGCAAGUUUUCAACGAGGCAGGCUUCAAAACAUUCCAAUGGGUACCAUUUCAGUGUGACCUUCAGGCACCGAAUAAAGAAUUCUACGAUGAUUUUCUUCAAUGUCCGAAUGGAGUCGGAAUAAUGGCAACAAAAUAA